CAAACCUCAAUGCAGCAAUUGCAACUCUUUUGCAAAGCAGCUAGAAGUCUUAGACCAGUGGUAUUUUAACAGGCCGAUGGUGAGGUUCAAAGAACAAAAUGCUUCCUCACUUAAUAGCCUUCCUCACCAUCGGCCUGUUGAAGCAACAGGUACAAGGCAUAAUACAGCAUCUCCAGGCCAUCGAGACAGAACGCAAUGCAAAUGCACGUGUCCAUGAUAGUUACCUGCGCCACACCCUCGAGCCUCUUAUAGAUAUCGUUACUCGCGCACAAAUUAGAGUAUUUCCAACAUCACUUGCAGUUAUCGACGGAAUGAGCAGUACAGACAUACACAGAAUCUCUGACGAAAGAUAUUCGGUAUGGUGCGGGAUCAGUCUAAGCUACGGUACCUACGCUCAUAGUAAAAUGGACGAAAAAAUGCGACAAAGCACAUAAAAGGUGAUAUCGAAGUAUUUGAUCUAUCCCCGAUAGGAAUGGAUUCUGCAACCAUUGCAUAUCGAGCACGAUUCAGGGAGAAUUUUCGACCUUAGAUCUUAUAAGGCUGGUAUUUAGUCCACUCAAACACUUGUGUAUAGUACGGUUUAUUUUUGACCACAUAUCAUAUCCACUCACGGGGAUAACUGAAGUAUCGUCUUCAGCACCGAGAGAUGGCUUAUAGGUGCCAGAUAGAUAGAUAGGCCCAUCCAUUACGAAAGAAUCAAUCAUCCUCCC
Messenger RNA from Amorphotheca resinae ATCC 22711, 710 nucleotides. RefSeq lists its product as hypothetical. The transcript has 3 exons. The coding region runs from base 99 to 434 and encodes 111 amino acids. The record is from RefSeq and is a predicted model, not a curated record. Lineage: Eukaryota; Fungi; Ascomycota; Leotiomycetes; Helotiales; Amorphothecaceae.